Molecule: messenger RNA, 1823 nt
Organism: Oryza sativa Japonica Group (Japanese rice)
Lineage: Eukaryota; Viridiplantae; Streptophyta; Magnoliopsida; Poales; Poaceae
Product: tyrosine N-monooxygenase
Molecular function (GO): heme binding; oxidoreductase activity, acting on paired donors, with incorporation or reduction of molecular oxygen; monooxygenase activity
Source: RefSeq, a predicted model, not a curated record
AGUUAUCUAGCUAUCGUCUCUGCACUCACACUGCACAAAGAUGUUUCCCAGUAGUGUAAAUAUGCGGGAGCAAAAUAAUAUCAUAAUAAUAUCAAUAGCCAUGACCAUCCUCCUACUCGUUGUGUUCUUCUGUCGGAUGUUGGGUAACAUGGCGGGCAAGAACAAGAGGAAGAAGCAACCUAAGCUACCACCCGGGCCAGCUACUAUGCCGGUGUUGGGUAACAUUCACCAGAUUCUGAUGAACAAGCCGGUGUUCAGGUGGAUCCACCGCCUUCUCGACGAGAUGGACACCGAGAUCCUGUGCCUCCGUCUCGGCAGCGUCCAUGUGAUCGCCAUCGCCUCACCGGAGAUGGCCCGGGAGGCCCUGCGCAGGAACGAUGCCGUGCUGACUUCCCGGCCGGUAUCGUUCGCGUGGCGGGCGUUCAGCUUUGGGUACAAGAACACCGUUGGGUCGACGGGCGAUCAGUGGAAGAAAAUGAGGCGGAUGCUCGCGUCGGAGAUCCUCUCAUCGGCCAUGGAGCGGCGAAUGCUUGGCCAGCGCGUCGAGGAGGCUGACCACCUUGUCAAUUACAUCUACAGGAACUGUAAUAAUGGCACUGUAGACAUCCGGCACGUAACGAGACACUUCUGUGGCAACAUCAUCAGGAAGCUGGUGUUUGGCCGGAGACACUUCGCCUUCGGCGCUGGCAAUAUCGGCCCUGGCCGUGAUGAGGAGGCCCACAUUGACGCGCUCUUCACGGCGCUAGACUACCUCGGCGCAUUCUCCAUCUCCGACUACUUCCCGUCGUUGGUUCUCAAUGGCCUGAUGAGUACAUUCAGACGGCUGCAUGAUCCAAUCAUAAUGGAGAGGAUGGAAGAAUGGAGGGCUCCCAGGAGAAAUGGUGAUGAGAGGAGAGAAGUUGCCGAUUUUCUGGAUGUGUUGAUCUCCUUGGACGAUGCACAGGGAAAACCGUUGUUGUCACUUGAUGAGGUCAAGGCAGAAACGCUGGAAAUAAUCCUUAAUUCGGUAGACAACCCAUCAAAUGCUGUAGAGUGGGCACUGGCAGAGAUGGUGAACAAUCCAAAGGUCAUGAAGAAAGCAGUAGAUGAACUCGAUAUGGUUGUCGGUAAAGAAAGGCUUGUCGAGGAAUCCGACAUUCACAGCCUCACAUACCUCAAGGCGUGUAUCCGGGAGGCGUUCCGCAUCCACCCCUACCACCCAUUCAACCCUUCCCAUGUCGCGAUCGCUAACAUCACCAUCGCUGGAUUCAUGAUCCCAAAGGGUAGCCAUAUCAUUUUAAGCCGAAUUGGGCUUGGUCGAAACCCUAGAGCACGGGAUAACCCACUCGAAUUCCGACCAGAGCGACAUUUGAAGAAUACUGAUAAUGUGGUGCUAGCUGAGCCAGAGUUACGGUUUUUAUCAUUCAGUGCUGGUAGGCGUGGCUGCCCCGCCGUAUCACUCGGAACUUCAAUUACAAUGAUGCUUUGGGCCGAAAAACUCAAUACUGAUGUAAUAAAAAAACAUAUUUGUAAUUAAAAAAUAUUUACAAAUAGGUCCUUGGCGCCAAUAACGCUGGCACUGAGGAACUAUUUGUAAAUAUUUUACAAAUAAAACCAUUUUUAUUACAAAUAGGUCUUGUUAAAUAAAUUUACAAAUAGGUCCUCAGUGCCAACGAUAUUUGCGUCGUCCCACAUCACAUUAGUGACUUAGAUUCCAUCCAGGGGUGGAGGGGAUGGUGUCAACUUCAUUGGUGUUGUUCCGUUAGAUCACGGCGCCAAUGACGUUGGCGUUACGGAAAGGGCCAUUUAUAGAAUAAAUUUUGGAGUGUAUAUUUGUAAAAUAA